GGGCGGGGCGGGCGCUGCGGCGGCGGCGGCGGCGGCGGCCAUGGAGCGGCUGGAGCGGAGCGGGCGCUGGCUGCGGGCCGCGCUGGCCCGCGGGAGGCUGCGCCGCCGCCUCCCCGCGCUGCUGCUCGCCAUCGCCGUGCUCGGCUCCGCGCUCAAGGACAGCGACCUGGUGCCCGACACGCCGCUGCAGAACAAGCGGAACCCGCUCAACGUAUACUUCGUGAAGGUGGCCUGGGCUUGGACGCUGUGGCUGCUGCUGCCCUUCAUCACCCUCACCACGUACGAGUUGGCCCGGAGCAAGUUCCUGUACGGCCGCACCAAGAGCGCGCUGCUGGUGCUGCGGCGCCUGGGCGCGCUGCUGGUGGGCACGGCCGUGUGGUACCUGUGCACUGAGCUCUUCAUCUACGUGGAGAACCUCACUGGGGAGUGCUCCCUGCAGGGCAAGCCUGGCCAGCCCCCCCGGCUCUACGCCUCCAAGCGGGAGUGCCACCAGGACAGCGGCGUCUGGAACGGCUUCGACAUCUCAGGGCACUGCUUCCUGCUCUCCUACUGUGCCAUGAUGAUCCUGGAGGAGGUGGCUGUGCUGGAAGCACUGUCCAUAGACCACAGCUCCAAGCUGCGUGUGGUGAUCAACGUCCUGUUUGUUUCCCUGUGUUUCCUCACCGUCAUCUGGGUGUUCAUGUUCCUCUGUACUGCCCUGUAUUUCCAUGACUUCAGCCAAAAGCUUCUCGGUGUGUUGAUAGGUCUGUCAGCCUGGUAUGGGACAUACAGGUUUUGGUAUUUAAAGCCCUUUUCUCCUGGACUACCUCUUCCAAAUAUACCUUUGAGUUCAAAGAAAUACAGCUAUAGCAGAUAAAAUAAGGUUUGAAAUGUUUUGGAUUUUGCUUUCAGUACUGGAGUAGUUGAAUGUAGGAAUGGUUACUGUAUUUCCACUGUAAGGAACUAGGUGAUGGGUUGGAGGAAACCAAAUCUGUACUGGCCAUUGGCUGGCAGGUGGUAAUGAGGUUCUUCCCUGGGAGAAGAAUAAAAAUUGGUAUUGGAAGAGGUCUGCUCUUGUUUAGGAGCUGACAACUGGGAUUGUCAGCAGAGAAAUCAGAAGCUGAAUCUGUUUCUCUUACUAAUAAAGGGAGAAGCAGACCCAAGGCUAAAAGAGGCCUUUGAUCUUGAGGAGUGUGAUUUAUCUCAGUUAAUUCUCCCUCUUCCUUAUCGAAUUAUGUCAAGAUAUUGUGGAUGAUCCAAACCUCAUGCUUUUUUUAUUGUUCCUAUUUGUAUGGCCUUAUGGGAAAGCUCUAAUAAUCACAGUGCUGCUAAGCAUUGCAAAAAUACCAAUUCUUGUGAAAGCAGUUCUGUUGUGAAACUGGAAUAUCUCAUGUUCUCAAGUAUUAAAAACACUAACUUGCCAGAAAUGCCUCAUAGCUACCUGCACCUUCUGCAACAGAGAGUAAAUCUGAAAUGCAAUGUCUUAAGCACACUGUGACUAAAUUCAUGCCUGCCUCCGAAAAGGAAACUCUUGAAAAACAAGCCUUAAAUUUCUCCUUAGGUGAAAUAGAUGUAAUAAUAUUUCGUCAUUUUAUUCUUAACACUAAAAAACCCAAACUCCUUUCUGUUUUGUUAAAAAGUCUAGUAUGAGGAUUGAGGUUUUAAUUUUUAAAAAAUCUAAUCCAUUGCACACUUUGCAACAACAAAUUCCUUGGGUUUAUUCUUUCUUCUAGAACAACAGUGGAAUUCUGGUGUUCUGAAUGAGCUAGCUUAUCCUGCUAUUUCCUAAAUAGUCUGCUUGAUAAUGAGUGAAAUGCAUUGUUUAUCCUGGGAGCUGCAAAGCAGAGUGUGCUUGAAGCAAUAUUUAUUCUUGCAAUACCAAUAAGCUAUUUAAUUUUGAUUGCACAUAAAGCUGUGGCCACUUUUGAUGUGGCUGGAAACCCACUACUGAAUAAAACACUGCUAUUAGAUAAUGAAUAGGGGUGAGGUGGGUUUGCUCAUCAUAUCAGAUGUUUAGCAUAGUUUUUAUCUCAAAAAGCUUUUUAUGAUUUCAUAAAGGCUCAUUCAUGAUGCAGUUGCAUGAAGUGUGUUUGACAGUAGUGACAGGACAGCCUGGAAGGUCUGUGGGUCACCUCCACUGACCCCACAGUGAGGUCACUUGGACUGCAAGGUGACUUUUUCUGGAUACAGGGUAUGGUGCUCCAUCGGUUAAUCUUGGCACAUUUUGCCAUCUCAACCUCUCUCUUCCAGCAAGAGAGUGGAAGCAUUUGCAGUUCCUCCAGCAGUGUUAGUUCCAUGCUGUGGCCUGCUUCUGAGGAGAGCUAAAUUCACUGGAAUUCCCACUGAAUUCGGUGGCUAGUGGGAGUUGUGUGUCCUUAGAAAGAACAAUUCACCUCUCAGAAAGAAGCUGUCCAGGGGGUUAUGUAUUUUCUGUCAAGCUCCUCUUGGUUUUGUAUUAAAUUGCCUUUUAAGCUGACUCUUUGAAAAUUGCACUGAGUAACUCAUAUUGGGUUUAACUAAAUUUGUUUAAACAAUGCAAAUUUAUUUGCAGAUACUCUUUUGAUGUAAUUUAAGCCUGCUCCCAAAAGAGCUAAGCUAGACCGCAAGCCACUUUCACCAUGAAAAAAGAUUAUAUACCCAGAAGGUUUUAUGAUUAAUUUCAUUAAGUUCCUAUUUUAGGUUAUCUUUAUGUAACUUUGCUGUAUAGACAAGCCCUUGGAACAGGAAAUGCUGUUUACUUAAACCAACUGACUUGCUGAAAUAACGUUCAUUUUCACAAAUGUUUUGUGCAAUCACUGUGGAUAUUUCUAUCCACUUUAACCAGUGUCAUGCAGAUUAUUUUUUUAAUGGUUAUAAUGUAGGAUAUGGUUAUUCUCUUAUUUAAACAAUGAAAGAAAUACAUUUGAAAACUUUA
Molecule: messenger RNA, 2893 nt
Organism: Poecile atricapillus (Black-capped chickadee)
Lineage: Eukaryota; Metazoa; Chordata; Aves; Passeriformes; Paridae
Gene: FITM2
Product: fat storage inducing transmembrane protein 2
Exons: 2
Coding region: 41-856 (271 amino acids)
Biological process (GO): lipid droplet organization; lipid storage; phospholipid biosynthetic process
Cellular component (GO): endoplasmic reticulum membrane
Source: RefSeq, a predicted model, not a curated record